AUAAUAACGGGAAAACAAAAGAGGCUUUAAUUCCAAGUCUACAUUUGGCGUCACGAACAGGAUUGCAUCUUCAGGCAUUUGUCUCAAUCAUUCAAGGAAUCAAUUCCAUUGACAUUGAUUAGAGAUGGUUGCAAGUUAUUCUCGAUACCCAACGACGAUGGUAUGCUUAUUUUUAAUUUUACUUGGCAUUUAUCAAGAAAGCCAAGCCUUAUGGACUCCUCGAGUUCAAGAAAUCACUCGGAAUGCAACUCUGAAAUCUGGCCAACAUUUUACUCUACCCUUUAUUUCCAAAUGGGGAUUAUGGGAUUGGGUGCCACGCAAUGAUAAAGACCUUGCUAAAUAUCGUAAGGACGUCUUUGGAGGAUGUAACUUUUACCACCAAUGUUACAAAAGCAGAGUAAUUUGGCCGGUAAAAGACGGGGGGUAUACUGGUAGUGCUCAAAGACGAGAAAUUUGUUCCAAAGAACAAUGUGAAGUUAUAGGGUUAAACCUCAUAACGUCUACUAAUGUGGAAAUUAAUUUAGUUCUGAAUCGUACCCACAUGCUUACAAUAUGGGAUUCAUUGACCCAAGGGUGUAUUUAUCCCAUAGUGUUGCCAUGUGAAGGGUUUCUGAGGGAUGCUUCCUCAAGAACAACAAGAUUCAAGGGAAAUUAUGUACGAGUAUGGCAUUCAGAAGAUGAGAAUGAAUAUUGUGAGACUGAACUAGAAACUGGGGAAAUCGGAAGGUGUUUUUAUCUUUCUGCGGUAAAGUCAAACAAAGCUCAAACAUGCCCAAAUACAACUAUUGCACCAGCUCAUGGUAUUUUGUUGGCAAAAGAAACCAAAACCUUAAUAAAUGAAGCCCAUAUGGUGCGACAACGAAUUAAUUAUAACUUGAACUCUCUUCUUACAGUUUUUGAUCAGUCUUAUUGUGGUAAUUUUACACAAAUAAGAAGUUGGUUGGACAAAGAAGUUAAAUAUUAUACCUCUAAAAAUCCUCUGAGUAGUAAAAAUCGUAAAACUCGAAGUAUAUGGGGAGACAUAGCGGGGGUAUUUGGUUCUGUCAAUUCAAUUAGUAAUACUGCUCAAAUGAAUCAACUAAGCAAGUAUACUCAGUGGGUGGGGACAAUGUCUGGGAAAGGACUCACUGAGGCUCUUCAGGGUUCUCUACAUAUUAUAGCAGCGGGUCAGCAUCUUAAUGAUGCUGCAAAGGAAUUGGCAGAUGCAUUAACAAAAUCGUCUAAUUUUGAGACACAUCGUGCAGCGUGUUUAUUUUUAGCUCAGAAUUUAAAGGAUCAAAUGGUAGAAGAUAUUCAAGUUAUUCGAAUGGGACAAGUUCCUGAGCGAAUAGCAGAAUCUUUGUUAGUGGUUUUCGGUAAUCAACUUAAUUUGACUUCUGCUAAACAUAUUCCAUUAGUUAAAAUCGCUAUUAAUGAAAAUUCGUUGUCAGGUUCUGGAAUGUUACCUUUGAUUAUGAUAUGGCCUCAAUAUGGGAAGCGCAAUGUUAUGACAGUCAGGCAAUUCCAAUCAAUGGGUGUUAGACAAGGAAAUUCAGUAAUUAGAUUAGGAAGGAAUGGAUAUUGGGCUGACGGCGAUACACCAAUGAUUUCUACUACAGACUGUUGUGUUGAGGAACAUGAGUGGGUAAUUUGCUCAUGCUCUACAAUGUUUAGUCUAUCUCUUAAUGGUUCUGCUGUUUGGGAAGUAGUUCCUUUAGAUCAAGCCACAGGUGCAUGGCAGGUGUCAGAAGCACAGUGGUGUAUAUUACAUGAUGGAAUAAGUGAAAAUAUGAUAUACGGGGGAAAGUUGUGUCCAAUUCCUCCUGAUCCAUUUUGCCUUGAGAUUCUCUAUCCUCUUCACUUGGGUGGAAUUCAUGUUCCACAUGUGCAAUUGUUGCAGAUAGAGCCACAAUGGUGGAAUAAUGAUCUAGUAGAAGAACGGAAUUAUGAACUCUUUGAAAUGGUUAGAAGAGUUAAAAAGAGUGUAAAAGCAGCUCAAGAGGAGGGAAUUCAAGCAAUGGGUCAUGUUAUUGUAGCAAAUGGAGUAGCUAAAUUAAUGUCUGAGAGGAAACUACCACGAAUCCUAGGGAAUUUAUCAUGGUCAGAUUGGAUAGUUUUGACUAUGGUAGGAGUUUCUGUGUUCAUGCUAAUAAUCCAAGUCCUUAUAUGUGUUACUAGAAGGAAAAGUACCAAACCUGUCAAAUUGAUUAUUUCUAACCAAAUGGAUAGAACUAAGAAUGGGACAUACAGCGUGAAAUAA
Rhinichthys klamathensis goyatoka is the source of this 2239-nucleotide messenger RNA. RefSeq lists its product as uncharacterized. The record is from RefSeq and is a predicted model, not a curated record. Bases 125 to 2239 code for a protein of 704 amino acids. NCBI's taxonomy places the organism in Eukaryota, Metazoa, Chordata, Actinopteri, Cypriniformes, Leuciscidae. The transcript is spliced from 2 exons.